AAAGUGUUGGAAUUUGUGGAGCUCAGCUUUAAGUAUAUUAACAGGUUAUAAUAAUAAUCAAAAUGACUUGCACAAAUCAUCCAAUUUCACUGGAAGUUAUACUUAGAGAAACGUAUACCUUGAUGUUACUUUUUUCUUGGUUCUAACUUAUUGCUACAGAAAGACAUCACAUUUCAUGUAUUAGGUGGCAUAUCACAGAACUUGUAAAAGCACUACAGUCAACAGGUUACAGGUAUUAAAGGAAUGUUGCCUAUGCUCCUCUCCUAACAGUCGUCAAUAAAGAGGAUAUAAACUGGUAUGAACCAAGACGGAGAUUGUGGAAUGACCCCGAUAAGUUGUGGAAAUGGAAAACUAAGGCAAUGGCUGAUUGAACAGAUUAACAGUGGGAAGUAUCCUGGAUUGGUGUGGGAGAAUGACGACAGAAGCGUUUUUCGUAUACCUUGGAAACAUGCCGGCAAGCAGGACUACAACAGAGAUGAAGAUGCUGCUCUUUUUAAGGCCUGGGCACUUUUUAAAGGAAAAUACCGGGAAGGUCUUGACAAACCAGAUCCUCCCACAUGGAAGACAAGACUACGCUGUGCUUUAAAUAAGAGUAAUGACUUUGAAGAAUUAGUGGAAAGAAGUCAAUUGGAUAUAUCAGAUCCAUAUAAGGUGUAUAAAAUUAUCCCAGAAGGCGCAAAAAGAGGACUAAAGCAGAUUGGCUCAGAAGACACUCAGUUAGUUGUAAAUCACCCAUUUGCUGUACCGCAAGCUUACACAUCUCUUCAGCCUCAUUCUCAGGUGCCACACUUUAUGAUGUCUCACGAACGGAGCUGGAGGGACUACGCACCAGAACAACCACAUCCUGAUCUUCCUUACCAAUGUGCAAGUGUCCCUUUUGCAGCACGCAGUCACCUAUGGCAAAACACUUCCUGUGAUAACAGCUAUCAAGUUACAGGAUCUUUUUAUGCAUGUCCGCCAACAGAGUCACAAACUCCAGGACUUCCAAUGGAACCAAGUAUACGGACAGGAGAGGCUCUUGCGUUAUCAGACUGCCGCCUUCAUAUCAGCUUAUAUUACCGUGACACCCUGGUUGGUGAGCGAAUUACAGCAAACCCAGAAGGCUGUAGAAUUGCACAUGGACAGUGCUAUGAAACAAGUCGCUUGGAUCAAGUCCUAUUCCCUUACCCUGAAGACAACGGCCUGCGGAAAAACAUUGAGAAGCUUUUGAGUCAUUUGGAGCGUGGUGUCAUUCUGUGGAUGGCUCAUGAUGGAAUGUAUGCCAAGAGACUGUGCCAGAGCAGAAUAUACUGGGAGGGCCCUUUAUCCAUGUACAGUGAUCGGCCCAAUAAGCUAGAACGGGACUUGCCCUGCAAACUAUUUGAUACACAACAGUUUAUAACAGAACUGCAGGCGUUUGCUCACCAUGGUCGUCCUGUUCCAAGAUUUCAAAUUGUUCUGUGUUUUGGAGAAGAAUUUCCAGACCCACAAAGAGGAAGGAAAUUAAUUACGGCUCAUGUUGAGCCAGUAGUUGCAAGACAACUAGUUAGCUUUACUGAACAAAAUGGAGGACAUUUCAUGAGAGGAUAUGAGUAUUCAGAUCUUAUUAGCAGCUCUGAAGACUAUCACCGGCCAAUUCGCCAUGUCCCUCUCCCAGAAUGAAGGCCUAUAUUUAACAAUGUGUAUGUCCUAUGCCCUCAUCAACUAAACCGACAAGCCUCAUGAGAAUGCUAUCAUUGUUGAACUGCAAUAACAGAUGUAAUAGGUAAUAGACAUAUGGAAGGAUUUAAUUCCUUCUAGGGGAUGUUCUUAUAAAAGAAACAUGCUGCAUCUCUAGAGUACCUGAGAUCACAGAUCAGUAUUUUAAAUACAUAUUUUUGUAAUGAAAUGUUAAAUUGUGGUAAACUGAACAAUAACUAUCAGGAGGAUAUAACCUGUUUCAUGACUUAUCAAAAAUGGUCUUAGUGAUGGAUUUGUUCCUAUGUGUCCUCAGUGGUGUGACCACACUGUGAGCACCUUCAAUUUUGGGGGGGGGGGGGGGGAUUUUGAAAAUGCCAGUUCCCUGGCUGUCAUGAUGAUCCAGUGGCUAAAAACAUUCUGCAUUGCUGACCUGGAACAAGUAUGCAGAUUAGGAGCACUGACUUUACUCAGAUUUUCCUGAUCUAAAUUCAAGGUAUUUAUGCCAGAGACAGGCAGUCAACUAGCAGUUUUGGAGGUCAGAAAUUGUAUUUUCUAACCUCAAUAAUUUGGUUCAAUUUAGAGAUUCCAUUUUCUAUAGUGUGUUAAUAUAUGGUAGUGUGUUAUAUAUGUGUUGUCAAUUACGUUUCAGUAAUUGGUCAGUGCUACAAGCACUUCUAAAAUGUUAUACCUUUUAUACUGUAUGUUUAAGUACCAUCAAGUUAUGUUAGUUGGCUAGAACAUUUCUUUGAUCUAGUUAAUAGAGUGACAAAUCAACUUCAGAAAAUAUAGUUGUAGUUACAUUGAGAACACUCCUUGUAUCCCUAUAGCAUUGGCUUAAGCCCAAACACACACAAUAAAUCCCAGGAGCAUAACUAUAAAUCACCCAUAGCAAAAAUUUGAUUGGGCUACUUGGAAACCUAGCUCUCUGGUAGCCAUCACUUUGCACUGGUGUUCAUUGUAAUGUACUGCAUCUCGAAUACCGUCACUUCCAGCUACUUCUGGUCACUGAUAAACAUCUUUGCUUACAUUGGCAGUCAGUAUAAAACUUCCCUGUUAUUACAAAGGGCUCAGCACUAAAAAAAAAUCCCUGUUAGUGCAUUAGUGGCCAUUGAAACAUGGUAUCUGUUUGCACUGACUAUCAGUCUAAGUCUCUUUUAUGCUUUGGUAGACAGUGCAAUCACAUCCAUGUUGGCUAUGUUUACCAUUGGUAACCAGUGCAAACACUUACUAGGCAUACACUUUGGGAGGCUGGGAAGCACUGUGGGAGGUUGGACAGCCAGGGUUCCCAGGGGACACUGGGGGAGGUUGGGGUGUGCAAUGGGAGCUAAAGUGCACUGUGUAAAUAUGGAGGUAGGUUUGAGUGGUUUUCCGAUUUAGUUGAAUGAUUUUAGUUGAUUUUACCAUUUUAGUUGAAUGAUUUUACAUAUUAAUAACAACUGAUCAAUAAGACAGCCUUCCCUGAAGGUUCUAGCCUCAAAUUUCACAACAUUAUGGCCUCUUAAAUAUACUGCUAUUUUUGGAUGUUCAUAGCAGUUGUAUAUUUCUUUACAUGGUCUACUUUUCCAUUCCCCAUUUAUUAAUUGUAGUAAAGUUAAGUAGGAAAUUUAGAUUAUAGAGAAAGACACCUUCUUCCAUGGAGGUAUAGUUGAGAAGUGGAUGAUUAAACUUAUCAGUACCUACUGAUAUAUCAGUUAGGCAUAAUUUGGGGUCAUCUCAGAAAUCAAUCUGGAUACUUUAUUGAAUGUAAUGUUUACUGACUCCUCUUAGCUGGUGUUGGAAAUAUCUGCAUCAGCUCUAGAAAAUAUGCAUCUCAAAGAUGUAGUCUUUUGAGAUAUAAUAUCUCUUUAUGUAAAAAAAAAAAAAAAAACAGUGAAAAACAUGCUCUUAGCUGUGUAAUGUUUUUAUUUUAUUUUCAUUUUUUUUAUGCAAUAUAUGUUAAGGGUUUCUUUUACAACUGCUUUUAUCUGCUAUAGGUAAUAAUGGUGAAUAUUUAAUGAUGGCACCAUAAAGGACCAUAAAAAUAGUUUUGAAGAACCAUUUAGUGGUAUACCAUGCAGCCACAAAUUCCAUGUUCUAUGUCUUGGGGUGCCCACCGUGUCUUAUGCUUCACUCACAAAGGCACACUUUAGUAAACUGCAUACAAAAAUGUUUGAUAUCUGUGUCUUGUAUUCAACAGCAAUGUUCUGAUAUAUGCAUUUAUAUAUGGUGCUAUUUCAAUUAGGCAUGCAGCAGUUUCUAACCAUCAGGGCCCAUUCUCACGGGAGGCAGGCUUUCUGACCCCUCUGUAAAGUGAUCAUUCAGAGGUGGUUAAGAAUUGGUUUUCAGGACUUUGGACAAACUGUUACCUCUUGAUUGCCAUUUUUUUUCGAUUCCAAAAAUGUAAGUCUGGCUACAUUUUUAAAGCAGCACUGUUGUUACAAAAAAAAGCCUAAACAAGCUGCUUGAAAAAGAAGAGGUAUUAAACUUAAGUCUCCAGUAGGCACUAUCUUGGAUCUUUCAAAGAAUCUUCAGCAUCUGAUGCCGCGUACACACGAUCAUUUUUCAGCGUGUAAAAAACGAAUUUUUUUAAAA
Molecule: messenger RNA, 4230 nt
Organism: Rana temporaria (common frog)
Lineage: Eukaryota; Metazoa; Chordata; Amphibia; Anura; Ranidae
Gene: IRF4
Product: interferon regulatory factor 4
Exons: 9
Coding region: 298-1641 (447 amino acids)
Biological process (GO): immune system process; regulation of transcription by RNA polymerase II
Cellular component (GO): nucleus
Molecular function (GO): DNA-binding transcription factor activity, RNA polymerase II-specific; RNA polymerase II cis-regulatory region sequence-specific DNA binding; protein binding
Source: RefSeq, a predicted model, not a curated record